Molecule: messenger RNA, 795 nt
Organism: Aspergillus caelatus
Lineage: Eukaryota; Fungi; Ascomycota; Eurotiomycetes; Eurotiales; Aspergillaceae
Exons: 1
Coding region: 4-795 (263 amino acids)
Source: RefSeq, a predicted model, not a curated record
CCCAUGCCCGACCCAAACGACGCGGAAGUGCACCACCGCCGUCGCUUCAGCAUGAGCGACGCCCUCGUCCUCAACCCCUUCCACAGCAUUCAUCUAAGUCGACGACGCGCACGCUCAACCAUCCGCUCCGACACCUCAGACCAAACCACAUCGUCACAGGAACCAACCCAAGCAAGAUCACGCUCGAGAUCGCGGUCCCGGUCUAUCCUCCAUCUCCCACUAACUCUCCUCCGCGGGCUAAGCAACACCCGAAAACGACCCGACCUACUCCCAACCGACCAGGCCACACCCGCAAAUCCCAUCCUCGAGUUCCGUGGCGGUGACACCUGGGAUCUUCUCGCGAGGGAUAGGAAGAGUCUAGGACUGGACUUGUUCUGGCCCAUUGAUUUCUCAAACCCAGACUCUGGUCAACAUCCCACAAAAGCAACCCAAAUCAAUACAGAACAACAACAACUCCGACUCCAACCUCAACCCCAACUCCAAGAACCGGGCCAAGUACCCAAAGAAAAAGAUACCGAUGAUGAUGAACAUGAGCAAGAACGAGAAAUCUUCCCUCUAACAUCCCUAACCCCCAUCCUGCACUUCCGCCAUCUGCGCACCCUAAAAUUAACCGGCAUGAUGACUUCCUACCAGAAAUACAUCUGGCAAGCAGCUUGGCUAAACCCGCACCUGGAAGAACUGGAGCUCGGCAUGGCCCUCGCCCCAAGUCUACGACGGAAAUAUGUGAAAAAAUGGCCCUGUAUUUGUGGGGGAUGGACACUUAGCAAGGAGAGACUGGGGGAGCCGGUUUAUUAG